CAGGCAUCGGGCCCCCAGGCGGGGCGACGGGCGGGGCCCCAGGCGGGCGGCGGGCCCCGGGCCCCCAGGCGGAACUACAGGCCUCGGGCCCAGGCGGACGGCGGGCACCGGACCCCCCGGGUGGAGCGACAGGUCUCCUGCCCUCAGGCGGAGCGGGCGGGCGCCGGACCCCCAGGCGGGAGCGACGGGGUCUCGGGCCCCAGGCGGAGCGACAGGCCUCGGGCCCCCCAGGCGGAGCGGCGGGCGCGCGGACCCCCAGGCGGAGCGGCGGGCGCCGGACCCCCAGGUGGAGCGACAGGUCUCGGGCCCCCAGGCGGAGCAGCGGGCACCGAGUCACCAGGCACGACAGUGGGCUCCGAGUCAACUGGCAUGACCGCUGCACUAGGUCAGACAUUGGAGUCUGGCUGGACAGCGGGCAUCGGGGCCACCAGGCAUCAGGUCAUUUGGCUCGACCGCGGGCACCGCGUCAUCUGGCAAGGCAGUGGGCUCCGAGUCAACUGGUAUGACCGCGGGCACUGGGUCAGACAUUGGAUCAUCUGACUGGACAGCGGGCAUCGGGUCACCAGGCAUCAAGUCAUUUGGCUUGACAGCGAGCACCGCGUCAACAGGCACGACAGUGGGCACCGGGUCAGGUACCGGAUCAUCUGGAUCAACAGCGGGCAUCGAGUCAACUGGCCUAAUAGGAUCGUCAGGCUGGAUCAG
Molecule: messenger RNA, 702 nt
Organism: Staurois parvus
Lineage: Eukaryota; Metazoa; Chordata; Amphibia; Anura; Ranidae
Source: the annotation of a GenBank genome assembly